CUCCACUUCGUUCCAUUUCUGUUUUCCACACACGUUUGAGAAAAACUGCAUCUCUUCUUCCUCACUCGCUCAACACAUCACUCAGCUUCUCCUUUCUCAAGUCUCAACCAGACCAAACAUGUUUUUCCACAUAGUAUUAGAGAGAAACAUGCAGCUUCAUCCCCGUCACUUCGGCCGUGACCUUCGCGACAAACUCGUUUCCAAACUCAUGAAAGAUGUCGAAGGCACUUGCAGUGGUCGGCACGGUUUCAUUGUGGCGAUUACUGGGAUCGAAAGCGUUGGGAAAGGUUUAAUUCGUGACGGGACAGGUUUUGUUACGUUUCCAGUGAAGUAUCAAUGCGUUGUGUUUCGACCUUUCAAAGGUGAGAUUUUGGAAGCUGUUGUUACCAUGGUUAACAAGAUGGGAUUUUUUGCUGAAGCAGGGCCUGUGCAGAUUUUCGUUUCAAAUCAUUUGAUACCGGAUGACAUGGAGUUUCAGUCAGGGGAUGUGCCAAACUAUACAACUUCAGAUGGUUCGGUUAAAAUUCAGAAGGAAAGUGAAGUUAGAUUGAAGAUUAUUGGUACACGUGUUGAUGCCACAGAAAUUUUCUGUAUUGGUACGAUAAAGGAUGAUUUUCUGGGUGUGAUCAGUGAUCCAGGCGCAAAUGCUUGAAACGCGCACAUACUUGACCUUUGUAUAUAGCUGCUCCUGUACCUUUUUGAGGAGAAGUGAUGUUUUCAUCGUUGAAAUAUUGUAAUAGAAGCUUCAUGUAAUUUCCUCUUGAGAACGAAGCCCAGAUCUAGUUGAUUUAUAUUCUAGGCCAGAUUUGUAUCUGCAGCUAGAUUCCAAGGUAAGGUUUGUCCUCCUUACUUGUACUUUCCUCUUUCCUUUUUGAGGUACCAUUAAUUUAAGUCCACACUGGUGUUCCGCCUGGGUGGAGAUGUUCAUCUCCUUCUAUAUUUGAAAACAUAAAAGGUUAUAUCUCUGGUUAUUUGGGUUAAUGAGGCAUUUCAACAGUGUUUUCUAUUAAAUGAGAUAUCUGUUGAGGGUCA
This is a messenger RNA of Nicotiana attenuata, 1032 nucleotides long. RefSeq names its product DNA-directed RNA polymerase II subunit RPB7. Gene Ontology annotation, biological process: transcription initiation at RNA polymerase II promoter; DNA-templated transcription; positive regulation of nuclear-transcribed mRNA poly(A) tail shortening. Gene Ontology annotation, molecular function: single-stranded RNA binding; single-stranded DNA binding; translation initiation factor binding. Lineage: Eukaryota; Viridiplantae; Streptophyta; Magnoliopsida; Solanales; Solanaceae. Gene Ontology annotation, cellular component: P-body; RNA polymerase II, core complex. The transcript is spliced from 6 exons. The coding region runs from base 119 to 652 and encodes 177 amino acids. The record is from RefSeq and is a predicted model, not a curated record.